This is a messenger RNA of Sipha flava (yellow sugarcane aphid), 1815 nucleotides long. RefSeq names its product deoxynucleotidyltransferase terminal-interacting protein 1. Gene Ontology annotation, molecular function: nucleosome binding; DNA binding. Lineage: Eukaryota; Metazoa; Arthropoda; Insecta; Hemiptera; Aphididae. The transcript has 8 exons. The record is from RefSeq and is a predicted model, not a curated record. Bases 417 to 1799 code for a protein of 460 amino acids. Gene Ontology annotation, cellular component: nucleus.
CGAUCGCCAGAAAGUGUCUUUUGAUAAUUAUUUCAAGUACCUAUGGCGUGUUGAUAUGAUGAUGAUCGUAGGUCAAAUCAAUAUUUUCGGUCGUUUAGUGCGCUCUUACGAGGAGAGGGCAAGUUCUCACGUCGAUGUACUUUUGUCUGGUAACGUUUUGUAAAUUUUCUUGUCGACCGCAAUCGAUUCGAUUAUUAGUUGUCCAUCGUCUCGGUCGAUUAACAAUCGAUUGCGAACCAAAUGAGACCUGGUAGAAGCGUUGAUAAAAAUUAUUAAAAUGAUACUACAAUAAUAUCCUCGGUCGACUCGAUUACGGGAAUACUAUGCAAGUGUGUCGUCGGAUCGCAGCAGAGUGCUGUUGAUAUUUCGUCUAUGUUUUUUGAUCGCCAUCAGCCUUUCGCGUCUGUCGUCAUAAAAUGGUAGUUCAUAAGGUGCCUACAAAUCACAUGAACGAUGAUCAACAAAUUCAACAAAUGGUGACUCAACAGCCCACCAGUUUUCACAGGUCUUCCAAGCCCAUGCCGCUUGUCCGACAAGCACCAGUUUUCGACUUGGAAGUCAUAACCAGCGAUAGUUUUGUCCCAUGGAAAAAUACUUUUAACAUGCGUCAAGUGACCCUCGCUAAUAUUAUUGAUGUAGCCAAUGGUAACGACAAAGCAACUACGAAAGCGGCCAAGAUGCGUGCCAAAAACUUGGUAAAUGCUGCCAAAUCUUUGGAUUUGCUGCGACAGAAUUUACAAAAUUCCAUUAAUAAAGAUAUUGAUAAUGUUAUUAAAAAGUAUUUAACGACAUAUUUCGGUUUGGCCAUUGACAAUGUUAAAACCAAUUUGGGUUCAAAUUGUGUGACCGAAGAUCAUGUACGAGAAGUAUGUAGGACAAUGUUAGAUGAAGCCAAAUUAAUGUAUUCAAAUCCACCAUUGUCUGGUAGCAACUCACCGUUCAAUACUGCACAAACUACAGAUACACUUAUUGAAUCACGAUUUGCAAAACAACAUUCCAAAAACAGAUCUCUACUCAAACGCAAAGAACCACCUGCUUCAGAAGCAGAAAACAACCUUUCUCCUUCAGUUGAACAAACAUCUCAGCCACCGUUGGUAAAAUUUCAAAGAUUUCAAUCUGCUUGGGACCCAACAAAAAUCCACUCUCAAACAUUAUUUGUAUUGGCCACCAGGGCCAACAAGAGAGGAGGUCGUAUGUGCAAUAAACAUCCAGAACUGUUUCAAUAUACCAUUGACUUGGAAGAUCGAGAAUGGCUGAUGAAGCAGAAAAUGUUUGUCUUGCCAUCACCUUCAACUGCUAAUUCCACUUCUAUAUUGUUAUUGGAUGAUGUGCAAUUAAUAUUGAGUAGUGUGAAUUACAAAAAUAGUCCUCACGAGCUUAAAGGAUUUGAAUUACCUGAAUUUAUAUUGAACAAAGUACGAUCUACAAUGAUUCUUAAUAAACCUCCUGAUAUGCAAUCUCCUCAACAAAUAAUUAUUACAGAAAAUGGUGAAAUCGAAGAACAAGCAGCGUGCAGUAUUACUUUAAAUGAAAAUACAAAUUCUUCUAUCUCUCAAUCAGCUGCUCAUUCAGAAUCAAGUAGUAUAAUAAUUUCAGGGACAUCUACAACACUCGCUGAAGCGUUGAAUAUGCUCGAGUAUGGUGAAAGAUUACCACAGCACAAUGAGAUUCCACAUUCAUCACCUAACAAUAAUUCAGGAUUAGCAACCUCACAUUCCACUCUGACUGCGCUUUUAGCUGCUGAAAACAAUUUCAUGCCCAAUAGCAGUCAAGCUAAUAAUACACAAUUUGGAAUGUAGUACUUCUUACAGAAUU